Messenger RNA from Camellia sinensis, 1173 nucleotides. Lineage: Eukaryota; Viridiplantae; Streptophyta; Magnoliopsida; Ericales; Theaceae. The record is from RefSeq and is a predicted model, not a curated record.
UCAAUUGGUAGUUCUGGGCUGAUUUCUAUUGGAGACAUUUUGGACGACUUUGUCCAUCAAAGGUUUGGCAAAGAUUCUUAUGCACACAUUGAUGGUGGAGAAAUUAUUCCUUCGAAGAAGCGAGCUGCCCUGGACUUGUUCAACGGAGGACGAUCUGCCAGAAAGAAAUAUAAAUGCUUGCCACGUCUGACUGAUAAAAUCGAUAACUCCAUUUGCAUAAGUGAUUCUUUAACUGUGCCUCCAGCGGCUCAUGGUAUCUCAAGAGGAAGUGAUGGAACAAAUGCCUCCGCCUUAGAAGAAACUGUCAUAGAGGCCGGGCAGCGUGUUAGAGCAGUUAUUCCCAUCACCAGAGAGGCACCCACUUCGGAGUUGAUUGGAACUAGCUUACCUACAAUGCAACCGCAGAUUUUCCCAGACCAAGGUAGUGAAGAACACCCACAUCAGGCACAAGUUUCAAUACAUCCAGCAAGAGAGGGUUCAACGGGUAACUCAAGUCAAUACAUGACUGCAGUUCAAGCUGGAAACAAUCACCUGGUACAAUCUUCCCCUGUGCUUCCUGAGGUGCCUCGGUCUGAUUGCUCAGACUCGCUCCUAAAGGAAAUGGAAAGAAUACAGAAGGAUAAGGAGCAAGCUAUCAAGUUGCACGAAGACACAAAAUUGUGGCUCAAAGCUGCGUGUGAAAAAGAGAUAGAUGCGGUACGUAAGAGGUAUGACAUGUUGCUUCGGGAUUCUGAGACAGCAUUAGUGCAAGAGAAAAAGGAUCUUGAGACCUAUUACAACAAAGUGUAUGCGAAUAAGUUAUUGGCUAAGGCUUUGACUGAAAAAUAUGACGACGCCAAAGCAGCUGGUUCACAUGGAACACAACAAGUGACUAUACCUGGAUUCAUGAAUGAAAUAUCUCAGCUAUAUCAUCAGCAAACUGCUUCAAGGAGUAAGUCAAGACUCAAACAAUCGUCAGCAAGUCUGCCAAUGACCAGUCCACCUGUGUCCCCACCAAUUCAAGUCGAGACGCAUUCAUCAGAAGUUCAUCAAACUGCUGGAAGGACUACUCUGGGUCCGGAACAAUCUACGACUAACCUUCCCAUGACUGGUGCUCCUACUAUCCCACCUGCGCAAUUGGUGAACCAUGCUGUUUCAGCAAACUGCUGCAAGGAUGACCCCAGGACCUGCUGA